Propithecus coquereli (Coquerel's sifaka) is the source of this 3839-nucleotide messenger RNA. It is a transcript of the gene IGDCC4, whose product is annotated as immunoglobulin superfamily, DCC subclass, member 4. Gene Ontology annotation, biological process: axon guidance; cell-cell adhesion. The record is from RefSeq and is a predicted model, not a curated record. The transcript is spliced from 20 exons. Bases 1 to 3753 code for a protein of 1250 amino acids. Gene Ontology annotation, cellular component: axon; plasma membrane. Lineage: Eukaryota; Metazoa; Chordata; Mammalia; Primates; Indriidae. Gene Ontology annotation, molecular function: protein binding.
AUGGCGCGGGGGGACGCUCGCCGCGGCCGCGGGCUCAUCGCGCUGACCUUCUGCCUGGUGGCCGCGCGCGGGGAGCUGCUGUCAGCCCAGGAGACGACCGUAGAGCUGAGCUGUGCAGCGGGGCCACUGCAAGUGAUCCUGGGCCUGGAGCAGGCUGUGGUGCUGGACUGUAGCUUGGGGGCCGCUGCUGCUGGACCGCCCACCCGGGUGACGUGGAGCAAGGAUGGGGACACCCUGCUGGAGCACGAUAACCUGCACCUGCUACCCAAUGGCUCCCUGUGGCUGUCCCAGCCACGAGCACCUGAUGACAGUGACGAGGCAGUCCCUGGGACCUUGGGGGCCAUUGAAGGCAGCUAUUCCUGCCUGGCCCACGGCCCCCUCGGAGUGGUGGCCAGCCAGGCUGCUGUGGUCAAGCUGGCCACACUCGCAGACUUCUCUCUGCACCCGGAGGCUCAGACGGUGGAGGAGAAUGGGACAGCUCGCUUUGAGUGCCACAUCGAAGGGCUGCCAGCCCCCACCGUUACUUGGGAGAAGGACCAGGUGACAUUGUCUGAGGAGCCUCGGUUCAUCACUCUUCCCAAUGGCGUCCUUCAGAUCCUGGAUGUUCAGGAGAGGGACAGGGGCUCCUACCGCUGUGUGGCCACCAACUCAGCCCGCCAGCGCUUCAGCCAGGAGGCCCUCCUCAGCGUGGCCCUCAGAGGGUCCCUGGCAUCCGCCAGGGGGCAGGACGUGGUCAUCGUGGCAGCCCCAGAGAACACCACUGUGGUGUCUGGCCAGAGUGUGGUGAUGGAAUGUGUGGCCUCGGCUGACCCCACCCCUUUUGUAUCCUGGGUCCGACAGGACGGGAAGCCCAUCUCCACGGAUGUCAUCGUCCUGGGCCGCACCAACCUGCUGAUCGCCAGCGCGCACCCCCGGCACUCGGGCGUCUACGUCUGCCGCGCGAACAAGCCCCGCACGCGCGACUUCGCCACUGCGGCGGCCGAGCUCCGCGUGCUGGCGGCUCCCGCCAUCUCGCAGGCGCCCGAGGCGCUGUCGCGGACGCGGGCGAGCACAGCGCGGUUUGUGUGCCGCGCGUCGGGGGAGCCUCGGCCGACGCUGCGCUGGCUGCACGACGGGGCGCCUCUGCGGCCCAACGGGCGUGUCAAGGUCCAGGGUGGCGGCGGCAGCCUGGUGAUCACGCAGAUCGGCCUGCAGGACGCCGGCUACUACCAGUGCGUGGCUGAGAACAGCGCGGGAACCGCGUGUGCUGCCGCGUCGCUGGCCGUAGUGGUGCGCGAGGGGCUGCCCAGCGCCCCCACGCAGGUCACGGCCAGGCCACUGAGCAGCUCUGCUGUGUUGGUGGCCUGGCAGCGGCCCGAGCUGCACAGCGAGCAGAUUAUUGGCUUCUCCCUCCACUACCAGAAGGCACGGGGCAUGGACAAUGUGGAAUACCAGUUUGCAGUGAAUAAUGACACCACCGAGCUACAGGUUCGGGACCUGGAACCCAACACGGAUUAUGAGUUCUACGUGGUGGCCUACUCCCAGCUGGGGGCCAGCCGCACCUCCACGCCAGCACUGGUCCACACGCUGGAUGAUGUCCCCAGUGCAGCACCCCAGCUUUCCCUGUCCAGCCCCAACCCCUCGGACAUCAGGGUGGCGUGGCUGCCCCUGCCCCCCGGCCUGAGCAAUGGGCAGGUGGUGAAGUACAAGAUAGAGUAUGGUUUGGGAAAGGAAGAUCAGAUUUUCUCCACCGAGGUGCCAGGGAAUGAGACACAGCUUACGCUGAACUUGCUUCAGCCAAACAAGGUGUACCGAGUCCGGAUUUCAGCUGGCACAGGGGCCGGCUUCGGGGCCCCCUCCCAGUGGAUGCAGCACCGGACGCCCAGUAUGCACAAUCAGAGCCAUGUCCCUUUUGCCCCUGCAGAGCUGAAGGUGCAGGCAAGGAUGGAGUCCCUGGUCGUGUCCUGGCAGCCGCCUCCUCACCCUACCCAGAUCUCUGGCUACAAACUAUACUGGCGGGAAGUGGGGGCCGAGGAGGAGGCCAACGGUGAUCGCCCCCCAGGGGGCCGUGGAGACCAGGCUUGGGAUGUGGGCCCCGUCCGGCUCAAGAAGAAAGUGAAGCAGUAUGAGCUGACCCAGCUAGUCCCUGGCCGGCUGUACGAGGUGAAGCUUGUGGCAUUCAACAAACAUGAGGAUGGCUACGCGGCCGUGUGGAAGGGCAAGACAGAGAAGGCUCCCACGCCAGACCUGCCCAUCCAGAGGGGUCCACCCUUGCCCCCAGCCCAUGUCCAUGCGGAAUCAAACAGCUCCACGUCCAUCUGGCUUCGGUGGAAAAAGCCGGACUUCACCACAGUCAAGAUUGUCAACUACACUGUGCGCUUCAGCCCCUGGGGGCUCAGGAAUGCCUCCCUGGUCACCUACUACACCAGUUCAGGAGAAGACAUCCUCAUUGGCGGGCUGAAGCCAUUCACCAAAUACGAGUUCGCGGUACAGUCCCACGGCGUGGACGUGGACGGGCCUUUCGGCUCUGUGGUGGAGCGCUCCACCCUGCCUGACCGGCCCUCAACACCCCCAUCUGACCUGCGCCUGAGCCCCCUGACACCGUCCGCUGUCCGGCUGCACUGGUGCCCCCCCUCGGAGCCCAAUGGCGAGAUCGUGGAGUAUCUGAUCCUCUACAGCAACAACCACACCCAGCCCGAGCACCAGUGGACCCUGCUCACCACAGAGGGAAACAUCUUCAGUGCUGAGGUACACGGCCUGGAGAGCGACACUAGGUACUUCUUCAAGAUGGGGGCGCGCACAGAGGUGGGGCCUGGACCCUUCUCCCGCCUGCAGGAUGUGAUCACUCUUCAGGAGAAGCUCUCAGACUCCUUGGACAUGCACUCAGUCACGGGCAUCAUCGUGGGCGUCUGCCUGGGUCUCCUCUGCCUCCUGGCCUGCAUGUGUGCCGGCCUGCGCCGCAGCCCCCACAGGGAAGCCCUCCCGGGCCUGUCCUCUACGGCCACCACUGGAAACCCUGCGCUGUACUCCAGAGCCCGGCUUGGCCCUCCCAGCCCCCCAGCUGCCCAUGAACUGGAGUCCCUUGUACACCCCCGUCCCCAGGACUGGUCUCCCCCGCCCUCAGACAUGGAGGACAGGGCUGAAGUACACAGCCUUAUUGGUGGCAGUGUUUCUGAUGGCAGGUGUCACUCCAAGAGGAAGAUCUCCUGGGCUCCGCCAGGAGGGCCGAGCUGGGCAGGUACCUGGGCAGGCUAUGAGCUGCCCCAGGCAGGCCCCAGGCCCGCUCUGACCCGGGCCCUGCUGCCCCCUGCUGGAACUGGGCAGACGCUGUUGCUGCAGGCUCUCGUGUAUGAUGCCAUAAAGGGUAAUGGGAGGAAGAAGCCACCCCCAGCCUGCAGGAACCAGGUGGAGGCUGAAGUCAUUGUCCACUCUGACUUUAGUGCAUCCAAAGGGAACCCUGACCUCCAUCUCCAAGACCUGGAGCCUGAGGAUCCCCUGCCUUCCGGGGCUCCUGAUCUCAUCUCAAGUGUUGGGGAUCCAGGGCCGGGGACAGACUGGCUGGACAGGGAACUGGGAGGGUGUGAGCAGGCAGCCACUGGGCCAGACAGACUGACCUGCCUGCCAGAGGCGGCCAGUGCUUCCUGCUCCUACCCAGACCUCCAGCCCCGUGAGGCUCUGGAGGAGGCCCCUGGAAGCAGCUGCCAACCCCAAGCCCCCUGCCCUCUAGGAGCCAGCCCAGGCCUGCCCGGAGCCUCAGUCUCCUCCUCUGCUUAGCACCCCUAGAGGGUACGGUUUGGGAUGGGCCGGUGUGGAUCCCAGGAUGUGACAUGCAUGGUCACGCGUGUAUACAUGUCUGCCUG